AUGAUACCGUGGAGUAUAUUCUUGCUUCAUUCACUGCUGUCCUCUUUGCAAGGAUCUUAUUGCAAGCUUUCUCUUUUGAGAAGAACUUCAAGAAAUGAGUUUAAUGCAACUCGGCAGAAAAGAGAUCUCGUAACAGCCGAGAUUCAAGCUGCCUCUCCUUGGUCGCACCUUCAUGGGCCCUUGACGCGGAGUCUGCCAGGAGGUUCAUGUCCUCAGGAGUGCCUUAAUGGAGCAGCCUGCACAGAGUCAGGUGACUGUGACUGUCAGUUACUUCAGGCUCAAGGAAGCAGGUGCCAAAUUGUACCUAACACUGGUAAGGACCGAGAUGGGAUUUGCAAAUCAUGGGGACAGUAUCAUUUUGAAACAUUUGAUGGCAUCUACUACUACUUCCCAGGAAAUUGCUCCUAUAUUUUUGCAAAAGACUGCAGUACUCCAGCACCCCAGUACACUGUUUGGGUUCAUAACAGUCCUCACUGUUAUGGUUCGGUAUAUACUUGUCAGAGGUCCAUCAGCUUAUUUUUUUCAAACCUAGAAGAAAUAACUAUUUCAGGACAUGAAGUAAGAAAAGAAGGAAUCAAAUUAAUGUUGCCUCAGACAGUUGGAAAUGCUUUCCUUGAGAGACUGGCUGACUAUAUUCUGGUGAAGACUACCUUUGGCUUUUCUCUUGCUUGGGAUGGAAACUCUGGUAUUUAUAUUAAGCUGACAGAAGAUCAUAAGGGAAAACCUUGUGGCCUCUGUGGGAAUUUUAAUGGCAAUAAAUAUGAUGACUUGAUACUGCAAAAUAUCGGUGAAUAUACGGAAGACAUUGCUGAAUUUGCAAAUAGCUGGGCUGUGCAAACCUCAGAUGAUGUAGCUUGUGUACCUGCUGCCUCAGAUUUUUCCAGUCCUUGCUCAGCUGAUGCAGAAUCCACUGAGGACAUACUCUUCAAGUGCCAAAUAUUCCUACAGUUUCCUUUUCUCAGCUGUCAUGAAAGCAUAGAUCCGUAUUCUUAUAUUUCUAGCUGUAUGAAUGAUCUUUGCAGAGUGGAUGAUGAUGAAACAUACUGCAGGGCGGUGACAGAGUACGCUAGAGCAUGCUCUCAUGCUGGGUCACCGGUGCGGGACUGGAGGGAUGACUUUCCUGCCUGUACUGAGAAGUGUGAAGACAGCUUUGUACACCGUGACUGUAUCAGCUGUUGUCCACCAACCUGCACAUUUGAAAAAGAUUGUCUUGGCAGCAACCUACACUGCUUAGAUGGCUGUUACUGUCCAGAUGGUCUCAUUAUGGAAAAUGGAACUUGUAUCUCUGUGUCGAAUUGCCCUUGUAUUUAUCAUGGAACUGCCUUCCCUGUAGGCUCAAAAAUUGAACAAGAAUGUAGCAACUGUAUUUGUAUUGGUGGCGUUUGGAACUGCACUGAUCAUGAUUGCCCAGCUGAGUGCUCCGUCACAGGUAGCUCUCAUUUCACAACAUUUGAUGGACGUCAUUUUACCUUUCUUGGGAUCUGCCAGUACAUUUUGGUAAAAGGCACUGGGAAAAACAAAUUCACAAUCACUCUACAGAAAGCACCUUGUGGACAGAACUUUGACCAUGCCUGCAUUGAGUCUAUAACACUAGUUCUUGAAGAUGAUGUGAGCAAACAAGUAACACUCACGAGAUAUGGUCAAGUCCAAACUGGCCCUAACCAAGUUUUAUACCUUAAUGGGGCUAUUGAAAUUCAGAAUAUAUCUUCUUUCUUUGUUCAACUGAAAACUAGUUUUGGUUUGAAGAUACUGUUUGCUAAAGAUGGAGAGAGGAUCUAUGUUCAAGUUGAUGUCGGCUGGAAGAGAAGAACAUUAGGACUAUGUGGAACCUACAAUGGGAAUUUAAGAGAUGAUUUUCUUUCUCCAGCAGGGAUGAUAGAAGGGACCCCACAACUUCAUGCCAAUGCGUGGAAGGUUUCCUCAGCUUGUUCGGUGCCUGUCAAUAUUCCUAUGGUUGAUCCCUGCAACGUUAAUCAGCAAAAUGCUGGGUAUGCAUCUCACUGUGAUAUCAUCAAUCAAGAAGUUUUUGCUCCCUGCCAUGCCUACAUCAGUCCAGGAUUAUACUACCAGCUAUGCCGCUUCGACGCAUGCAAAUGCGGAAGCAGCUGUUUGUGUAAUGCUUUGGCACACUAUGCUUACGUCUGUGGCAAGCACGGGAUCAUUGUUGACUUCAGAUCUCAUAUUUCUUACUGUGCUGUGAUGUGUCACAGUGGUAUGCUUUAUCAUCAGUGCUCUUCUUUUUGUAAACACUCCUGUGCUUCACUUUCUAUGGCAAAUAUCUGUGGUGAUGACUGUGCAGAAGGAUGUAAUUGUCCUGAUGGGAAAUAUUUUGAAGAGUCGGUCAACUUUUGUGUAUCAAUAUCUGCCUGUCAUUGUCAUUACAAGGGCAAAGCCCUCCAGCCUGGAGAAAUCCUCCCUACGCCAACAGGCUCCUGUCAGUGUUUGAAUGGAACAGUGAAAUGUAUUGAAGCAACUACAGAAAAUACAGUUCACGUAUGCCCUGAAGGAAAAAUCUACUAUGACUGCAAAUCUCCUGUCCCUGGAUUACCAGCAGCGGGUGUGAACUGCGGGAUCUCUUGUGCAAACCUUGCCAUGAACUUCUCCUGUGUCCCCUCACCACCCUGUGCAAGUGGCUGCAUUUGCCCCCCUGGGAUGGCUGAGCAUAGAGGGAAAUGUUAUAUUCCUGACAGUUGUCCAUGCACCUGGAAAGACAGGGAAUUCCUGUCAGGAGAAGUGAUAGCUACACCAUGUUACACCUGUGUUUGUCGGAGAGGGAUAUUCAAUUGCACUAGUUACCCCUGUCCUGCUGUAUGCACUAUUUAUGGAGAUCGACAUUAUUAUACCUUUGAUGGAUUGGAGUAUGAUUAUGUCAGUGACUGCCAAGCUUACCUGCUAAAGAGCACAGAUAACUCAAAUAUAUCUAUAAUUGCUCAGAACAAAAAGUGCUUUGACAAUGAUAUUGUUUGCUCGAAGAAUGUUUUCAUCACUGUUGGAGACACUGAGAUUUAUUUUAGUGAACCUUCUGAGAAGCAGAUCUUAAGGGGACAGGAAAACAAAUCUAACUAUCAGCUUUGGAAGGCUGGAUAUUAUACCGUCAUACACUUUCCAGAACAGGACAUUACAAUUCUGUGGGAUAAGAAGACAAUGAUGCAUGUUAAAGUUGGACCUCGAUGGAAGGGUAAACUGGCAGGUUUGUGUGGAAAUUUUGACAAAUAUACUUCAAAUGAUCUGACUACAUCCAACAACAUGGAGGUGAGAAAUGCACAGGUGUUUGGAGACAGCUGGGUAUUAGGACAGUGCAAGAGCCCAAAUGAAACAUUAAGACCAUGUGAGGUACAUCAGAGCAAGUUCCCUUACGCCAAAAAGGAAUGCUCAAUUUUAUACAGUGAUGUUUUUGCACCUUGUCGCAAUGUGAUUGAUGUGACUUCUUUUGUCAAAAAUUGUCACACAGAUACGUGCAACUGCAAUCUUGGUGGGGACUGCGAGUGCUUGUGUACCAGUAUUGCAGCUUAUGCCCACAAGUGCUGCCAACAAGGAGCAGCAAUUCACUGGCGAUCUCCUUCGCUCUGUGCUUAUGACUGUGAAUAUUACAAUCAAGGUCUUGGUGAAGGACCCUAUAUUUUGGCAAGUUAUGGAGAGAAUGACACAAUUAUAGGAGCUAACAUAUCCAGUAGAAGGAUAUUUCCCCUGCCUAGAACCGGAGCAUAUGGAAAUGUAUUUUUCAGUUUCAUGAUAACUCCAGGUCUUUUCAAAGAUAAAGAUUUAUCGCUCUCUCUUGUUUCCCUUGAGUCUGCUGAAAGACCAAACUACUUUCUGUACGUACACGACAAUGAAACCGUUGGGUUGGAACAGUGGCAGGCAAGUGCCUCCUUUCGGAGACGAGCCACCUUCUUCCAUCACCAGGGCCUCUGGAGUCCAGGGCUCAGUGCCUUCGAACUGCACAGUAAAAAAGGCUUUUUCAUCAUUCUCACCUCAUCCCGUGUUAAAGUGGCAAAGUACGAUGAUUCAGAAGAAUUCAAACGUUUCAGUAGCUUUAGUAUUGAAGAACUCGGUGCGUCUGUGCCUUAUAGAAGGAUGUGUGAAUGGCGAUAUGAAUCUUGUGCUAAUCCUUGUGUUAAAACGUGUAGUGAUCCUGAAGGAAUAGCAUGUAAAUUCCUUCCUCCGGUUGAAGGAUGCUUGCCAUACUGUCCCAAAAACAUGAUCCUUGAUGAGGUCACACUUAAAUGUGUUUAUCCAGAAGACUGCAUUCCUGUGACACCUACAGAAUCAGCAAUUGGAACAAAACCUUCAUUGUUAAUCUCUCACACGGGUGCUACCAUGGAGAGAUUUCCUCAGACACCUCCUUUAUUUGUUACUUCAGGGACUGAGUCAACUCAUACUGGUGUGACAGCCAAAAUAACCAUGAAGGCAAACACAACUUUAAGGGGAAUGAAUAUGUCGGCACAGUCCAUUACAGACUUUUAUUCAUUGGAAGCAUCUAAUGCAGCCACCCAUUCAACAUUUUCAUUACCAAGUACAGUGGAGCCUUCUGAUGUACUUCACAGCACAGCCAGCCCUGCUGUCCUUUCCAAACUCAUCUCUUCAACAGAUUUUCCAACUGCUCUUCAAGCCUCAGCAGUCACAUCACGUACUGUCAGUUCUACUGCGUCUAUAACUUUACCCAUUACAAUAGCAACUCCAACAACCCUGCUCAGUGCAAGUCCUAUUCCAACACGUUCUGCAUUAUUAACACCCACUUCCCUAGUGGUAGUUCCAUUUCCACUUGAAACAUCAACCACUCAGCUAGGAACUGUUCCCCUUACCUCAGCAUUAAUGACUUUAACCUCCAAGCCAUCUUUUGUCACUUCUGAGCUGCCUGCAGGGAUUGGGAAGAGUAGGAGUCCUUCACCAAGAUACCUUGAACCUGUCGACAAAUGUAGCCAGUAUGUAUGUGUUAACACAGGCUGGAUGUUAUACAACCUUUCAAGGAACUGCCCUAAGGAUGUGCAGAAGCCAGACUGUGGUUUUCGAGGAAUGCCAGUUCAAGUUAACACUGAUAGUUGUUGCCCAGAAUGGGAAUGUCCCUGUCAAUGUUCUGUACUGUCUGAACUGAGUGUUAUUACAUUCGAUGGAAACAACAUAGCUCUCUGUAAUAUGGCUUCCUACAUUUUAGUCAAGUUACCAGGAGAAAUUAUCGUUGCUCAUAUUGAAAAAUGUCCUGCUAAUCAGAGUGCAAAUUCAAUAAGAAAACCAGUUCCCCCUGCAAGCACUUCAGGGCUCUGUUUUAAGAAAUUAAAUGUAACAACACGUACAUAUAAAUUACUUAUCAAUCGUUUAGCAAGAAAAGUAGUAGUGGAUUCUGUAAUUCAAUCAUUACCAUUUUCAAAAGAAGGACUGAGUAUUCAGGAUACUGGUGCAAUGUACAUCGUUAAUACCCCAGCUGGUAUUAGCAUCAAGUGGGCUCACAUUACAGGCAUCAUAGAUAUACAGCAUGGAUUACACUCUAACACACCAAUGAAGACAGAAGGACUUUGUGGGGUGUGUAAUGGAGAUCCUACUGAUGACCUGAAAAUGCAAAACAGGACCGUAAUUACAAAUAUGGAGGAAAUUGAAGUGUUCAUUAAGAGUUGGGAAAUCGAGAAAUCACUUGAUGCAACAACCAGGAGGCCAGUAAGAAACUGUACUGAAGAUAACUGCACAUACUGUAUGGAACUGUUAAACAGAAGCAUUUUCAUCCCUUGUCACAAGAAAGUGUCACCACAGGAGUUUUGUGAGAAGAUGUGGAUCAACAGUACUUAUUUUUGGAAUUAUGAGUGUGAUGCACUUUCUGCAUAUGUGGCUUUAUGCAACAAGCACAACAUCUGCAUUAAAUGGAGGACACCUGACUACUGUUCAUUGAGUUGUCCUGAGGGCAAAGAAUACCAGCCUUGUGUGCAACCCUGUGAAGCCAAGACAUGCUUGAAUAAAUGGUUCUAUGAAGAUUCUCCCUGUUCCUAUUUAAGGGAAGACUGUGUGUGUAAAAAUGGCACUAUUCUGCAUAGAACAGAUUCUGACCUCUGUAUACCAGAAGAAAAAUGUACAUGUACAGAUAACAAAGGACAACCCCGCUCUGCUGGGGAGAUCUGGAAUGGGUCCAUAAGAGGCUGUUGCAUGUACAAGUGUUUAGAAAAUGGAAGCGUUGUUGCUGUAGAACCUGAAUGCAAUGAGGAUCCACCACCAGUCUGUGAAAGGGAAGGGGAAGUUAUCGUCCAUGUUAUCGAAGAGAGAGCUUGCUGUCCAAAGAAAGUUUGUGAAUGUAACACGUCAUUGUGUGACACCAUUAUUCCAACAUGCAAACCCAGUGAAAAAUUAGUGGUAGGCUACCACCCCCUGUCCUGCUGUCCACAGUACCGAUGUGAAUGUGAUCCUUCAGUUUGUUUCAAUGCUUCCCAGCCGGACUGCAGAGAAGAUCAAUUUAUUGUUGAAGCAAAACGGGAAGAUCCCUGUUGUUUCUCUUAUCUCUGUGUUUGUGAAUCCUGUAUUGAGCCUGUUCCCUUGUGUAAUGAAGGGGAAAUUCUCACUGUAGACCUUAAUACCAUACAUUACUGUUGUCCGCAUUACUACUGCGUUUGUGAUGAAAAUCUCUGUUCUGAGCCUCCUAUGAAUUGCACAGAUGACAUGAUACUUGUGAAGGAAAAACCACCUGGGCAGUGUUGUCCAGAAUGGCACUGUGAAUGUAGCUGUGAAAACGCUACUAUGCUGACCUGUAAAUUGGGAGAAGUUAAAAAAAUACAUAAUAGCAUUUCCAGUGCUUGUGGAUGCACUCACUACAUUUGUGAGAAGGAUGAUGUGUGCAUCUUCCAGGAGGUCACAGUACUGAAUCCUGGACAGUCAGUGAUUCAGUACUUGGAUGGAGACCUUUGUUACACUAUACAGUGUUUACAAGAAAAAGAUCAGAACACAGGAUACAAUGCCAUGCAUUUUACAAUGGUGAACUGUUCCCAGCAAUGUGAAGCUCAUCAAAUAUAUAUGCCUUCCUCCAGUCACCAUACUUGUUGUGGUACCUGUCAAAACGUGUCCUGCUCUUUUCAUACUGAGAAUGGAACACUAAUUGUGUAUGAGGAAGGAAGCACCUGGAGCUCCAACUGCACCAACUACAAGUGUGCAAAGACUGCUGUGGGGGCCAUCAUACUGGGAUCGAGUGUUGUCUGCCCCCCUUUUAAUGACACUGAGUGUACAAAGAAUGGAGGAAUUGUGCAGACAUAUAACGAUGGCUGCUGCAAGACCUGCAAAAAGGAAGAAAGGAUUUGCCAGAAAAUGACGAUCAGGACAACCAUAAGAAAAAAUGACUGUAUAAGUCAAAGCCCGAUAAACGUGGCUUCUUGUGACGGAAAAUGCCCAUCUGCAACAAUUUUCAAUGUCAAUAUUGACAGCCAUUUAAGAUUCUGUAAAUGUUGUCGAGAAAAUGGAACACGUAAUCUGACUGUGCCACUAUACUGCUCAGGAAAUGGCAGUGAAAUUAUGUACGUUAUUCAAGAGCCUAUAGACUGCUCAUGCCAAUGGAACUGA
Molecule: messenger RNA, 7527 nt
Organism: Aptenodytes forsteri (emperor penguin)
Lineage: Eukaryota; Metazoa; Chordata; Aves; Sphenisciformes; Spheniscidae
Gene: OTOGL
Product: otogelin like
Exons: 57
Coding region: 1-7527 (2508 amino acids)
Biological process (GO): L-arabinose metabolic process
Cellular component (GO): extracellular matrix
Molecular function (GO): alpha-L-arabinofuranosidase activity; protein binding
Source: RefSeq, a predicted model, not a curated record